UUUUUUUCCCCCAAAUCUGACAAAACCUAGCUGCAGAUCCAUUUCAUUUGCGACUCGAUUUUCAGAAAAUGUUGAGGCACGCAGCGAACAGGAUUCUGGGCAGUGGGCUGCGAUCCACUGCGGCGCCGGCGCAGGCGCAGGCGCUGAGGAUGUACCACGAGAGGGUGGUGGAUCACUACGACAACCCGAGGAACGUCGGGUCGUUCGACAAGGACGAUCCGAACGUCGGUACGGGCCUCGUCGGAGCUCCGGCCUGCGGCGACGUCAUGAAGCUGCAGAUUAGGGUCGACGAGGAGACUGGUAAGAUCGUAGAUGCUUGUUUCAAGACCUUCGGCUGCGGUUCUGCCAUCGCCUCCUCCUCCGUUGCAACCGAAUGGGUUAAAGGUAAACAAAUGGAGGAAGUCCUGUCAAUCAAGAAUACGGAAAUUGCCAAACAUCUCUCUCUUCCACCCGUGAAACUUCAUUGCAGCAUGCUUGCUGAGGAUGCAAUAAAAGCGGCUGUCAAAGAUUAUGAGAAGAAGCGUUCAAAGUCAGAUGCUGGACUGCCUCUGAAGAAAGCUGAGAGUGCUUAAGGACUAAAUCAUGUAGAAUAGUGGUUUAUUAUACUUGGAAAAAGUAUGUAUGUAAUCACCCUUGAUGUGCCGAUCCAUGCCUGGUCUGGUGUCAUGUGCUUUAAGUUUUUUUUACUACUUCUGAAUGUAUAGGCGGGUUUUUGGACCUUUUUUUGGUUGCUGGAGGAAACCAGAAGGAUUAUUCAUCCUAGUUGCCUUUUGAAUGAAUUUGGACUAUUUGGUUGAUUGCCUGUGGUUCUUUUUUUGUUGAUGGUAUAUUUCCAGUAAGGAUAUGGUUAGGCAGGCUUAGACAUUCUUAUAUUUUCGACAUAUUUACAUACUUUCAAACUGAGUUAUUGCUGUGAGCGAUGAAGUCAGUAAUUGUGUUGUCCAUCGUUAAUAUAUUGUUGUGGAUUGUCUGAAAAUCUUUUGGGAUUUUUCUGAGUUCUGGAUUGAUUUGGUGUUUUGUGGAGAUGGGUUAGCUGUAAAUGUGAUUUGUUCAAGGGUAUAGUGUUGGAGUUUGGUGAUUUAUUUGUCACUUGACUGAUGGUUUGCUGAUUAUUUAUGCAUGUGGGGAG
Messenger RNA from Striga asiatica, 1129 nucleotides. The record is from the annotation of a GenBank genome assembly. NCBI's taxonomy places the organism in Eukaryota, Viridiplantae, Streptophyta, Magnoliopsida, Lamiales, Orobanchaceae.